Drosophila pseudoobscura is the source of this 2067-nucleotide messenger RNA. It is a transcript of the gene Hinfp, whose product is annotated as Histone H4 transcription factor. Bases 165 to 1526 code for a protein of 453 amino acids. Gene Ontology annotation, cellular component: nucleus. Gene Ontology annotation, biological process: regulation of gene expression. The transcript is spliced from 3 exons. NCBI's taxonomy places the organism in Eukaryota, Metazoa, Arthropoda, Insecta, Diptera, Drosophilidae. The record is from RefSeq and is a predicted model, not a curated record.
UGAUGGUCGGACGGUAUAGGCCGCGGUCACACUGGAGUGAAAAUUGAUAAGAUUGGCUCGAAAUAAUUUGAUUGCUAUCACAUUAAGCAACCCCGAAGCCGUGGCCAUCGAAACCACACCCAGAGCCUGCCGCGGACGAGUUCACAAAGAUUCCCUGCUUCACGAUGAGCCACCAGCCGGCGAGCAAAAGAAAGAAGCUCGUCGAACUGCCACUGUGCUGCGGCUGGCGGGACUGCCAGGAGAUCUGCAAUGGCGAAUGGAACCUGAACACCCACAUAGCCGAGCACCUACAGACUUAUGCUGCCGAGCAGAACGAUGAUCAUGCCUGCAGAUGGAACGAUUGCAUCUUCCGGACGAACUGUCCCGUGGAGUUCGAGCGUCACGCGUACUAUCACGGCUACUACAGCCAACUGCUGCUCCAGGGCAAGCUCGAGUGCGACCAGCAUCCAGAGAUACCCACCUGCUGUGGCCCCGCCCGCAUGGAGGACAAGCUGCCAGAUCUCAAGCAGAACUUCCACUGCGGCUGGAUGGAUUGCAAGCGCGAGUUCAUCUCGAUUGUGGAAUUCCAGGACCACAUCGUCAAGCACGCCCUCUUCGAGUACGACAUCCAAAAGACGCCCGACGAUGAGCGGCCCAAGACGCAGUGCAACUGGAAUCUCUGCCACAAGCAGAUGGACAACAAGUAUCGCCUCAUCGAGCACAUCAGCACCCAUUCGAACAAAAAGCUCGUGGCCUGUUUUCACUGCGGCGAGGUUUUUCGCACCAAGACUACGCUUUUCGAUCACUUGCGUCGCCAGCCGGAUAACAACACAAACAGUUUUCAGUGCGCCCAGUGCUUCAAGUUCUUCGCAACACAGAAGCUGCUCCGGAGCCAUGUGCUGCGGCACAUCAAUGGCUUCAAGUGCACCAUGUGCGACAUGACGUGCAGCUCGGCCAGCGGCCUGACCACUCACAUCCGGUACCGUCACCUAAAGGACAAGCCCCUGAAGUGUAACGAGUGCGAGAAGCGAUGCGUGCGGGAGUCGGAUCUGGUCAAGCAUGUGGAGAUCGUACACAACAAGACGGUGCACCAGUGCGAGCACCCAGACUGCCAGUACUCGGUUCGGACAUACGCACAGAUGCGGAGGCACUUCCUGGAGGUGCAUGGCAACAAUCCCAUUCUGUAUGCCUGCCAUUGCUGCGAACGGUUCUUCAAGAGCGGCAAAUCGCUGUCAACGCAUUUAAUGCAGAAGCACGGCUUCCUUCUGCCAUCAGGCCACAAGCGCUUCACAUAUCGCGUGGACGAGAACGGCUUCUAUCGGCUGGAGACUACGCGCCUCGAGAGUAUGGAGGUUACCGAACAGAUCCUCUCACCGCAGUCGCAUUUCGGCAUCCAUGAUGGGAAGCCGUCGACGGGCAGCUGCUACGAGAUUGUGGACCCAACGAACACCGAGUUCGGUCGCAUCAUUGUUUCCAACGAUCCGGACGAAGCCCAACUAGUGGGCGAGGUGAUCAUAUCGCUCCCGACCCUCACUGACGAGCUUUGAGGCUCCAAACACUCCACAAAACAAUUUGAAAAACUCAUCAUGCUAUGCAAGGGCUGUUCUCAUCUCCAUUGUCAUACCCAUAGAUUACUAAGGAUGCUAUUUCUACUCAUGCCACUCCCUGCACGUUUUUAGUCCUAAGUUCAAUGUCAAGUGUCCCCUCCAAGUGUUCAGAGAAAUCCAAUCUCUGAUUUGUAUUAACCGUCUUUCUGAUCUCGUGCCCUGGCACAAAACCACAAACUCAAAUCAAUGUAGAUCCUAGCCACAGAUAUUCCAGCAAAGGAUGAAUGUCCUUGCUGGUCUCCCAUUAUGCCAUUUCCAUUGCUAGAGGAGUCUGUGCGUCUGCAUGCCUGUGCUUAUUCUGAUUAAGAUUCCCAGCUUAACUCACAUUUCAAUCGAUUCAGUGUACAUUUAACUUUUAUUCUGAACCAUUUACGAAUGUCUUCAGUGGCGUUGCUUUACGUCUUUACGGAUUAAGCUAUGCAUAAAAAACCAAUAAAAUUAUAUCAAGCCAAGGAUAAAACAAGGCCAAAUACAGUCAAUA